This is a messenger RNA of Sordaria macrospora k-hell, 846 nucleotides long. RefSeq lists its product as uncharacterized. Lineage: Eukaryota; Fungi; Ascomycota; Sordariomycetes; Sordariales; Sordariaceae. The record is from RefSeq and is a predicted model, not a curated record.
AUGGCAUCCAAACAGAACAAGGAUAACUGGUCCUCAGAGGCCUAUCAAUCCGCAGCCUCCUUCGUCCCCAAGCUGGCAACAAAGAUUGUCCAAUGGCUUGACCCCCAGAAGGACGACGUGGUUCUUGAUAUCGGUUGCGGAGACGGCGUUCUCGACUUCGAGAUUGCACAAGUGUUCGAGGGAGGCAGAGGUCGCUUGCACGGUGUGGACAGCUCCAAAGCCAUGAUUGAGGCUGCUCAGAAGAAGGCGGCAGAUGAUGCGCACUUGAAGAAUACCUGUACCUUUGAGGUCCUCGACGCAACUUCCCUCAUCACCAAAACCCACCUCCACUACGUCCGCUUCAACAAAGCCUUUUCCAACGCCGCUCUCCACUGGAUCCUGCGCCCGGAAGACCAGCGCGAGGUCUUCUUCCAGGGCGUCCGCAACGUGCUUGCCCCCCGCGGCACGUUCGCUUUUGAAAUGGGCGGACUAGGCAACGUGUCGGAGAUCCGGGCCACGCUUUUGGCGGCAGUCGGCAGAAGAGUCGGUUUGAAGAAGGCGCAGGAGGUCGACCCUUGGUUCUUUCCUGAUGAGGAUUGGGUGAAGCAGAUGAUGGAGGAGAAGGUCGGCGGUUGGAAGGUUGAGAAGAUCGAGAGGGAGUGGAGGCCUACGAACGCGGAUGUGGGUGGUGUUGAGGGAUGGGUGAGGUUGAUGGCUGCUCAGUUUUUGCAGGCACUGGGGAGUGAGGAGGAGAAAGAGGAGGUGGUGAAGGAGGUGGUGGAUGUGCUGGAGGUUGUGUGUGCUAAGCCGGGAGGAGGCUGGAUGUAUAGUUAUGUGAGGUUGAGGGUGCUUGCCAGGAAGUUGUGA